Messenger RNA from Pichia kudriavzevii, 3231 nucleotides. RefSeq lists its product as uncharacterized. Gene Ontology annotation, biological process: peptidoglycan turnover; carbohydrate metabolic process. The transcript has a single exon. The coding region runs from base 1 to 3231 and encodes 1076 amino acids. The record is from RefSeq and is a predicted model, not a curated record. NCBI's taxonomy places the organism in Eukaryota, Fungi, Ascomycota, Pichiomycetes, Pichiales, Pichiaceae. Gene Ontology annotation, molecular function: hydrolase activity, hydrolyzing O-glycosyl compounds.
AUGUUGGCAUUGAAUAGGAAAAGAGCGAUCUCAUCAGAUGAAGAUUGCACAUACAAACAAGAGAAAAAACAGACCAUAGAUCAAACCAAAGAAGUAGAUGAAAGUGAUCAAGAGCAUGACGAGAGAGAAUCAUACUAUAGAAGACUCGUAGGUAACUUUUUUAUGGUUGGAUUUGAGGGGACUUCUGUUAAUGAAGAAAUUGCUAGUUUGAUAUCGAAAUACUAUAUAGGUAGUAUCAUUUUAAGUGGACGAAAUUUUAUUGAUGCAACUCAAACGAAAAAACUAAUUACAGACCUCCAAGCUAUUGCAAAAAAUUCUGGAUACAAGUAUCCCAUAAUCUUUGUUAUAGAUGAAGAAGGGGGCAUGCUAAACUCUUUAUUUGACAGGGAAUUUGUCACCCAGUUUCCAGGUGCAAUGGCCAUGGGUGCUGCUGGUUCAGUGGAUCUCACAUACAAAGUAUAUCGUUCGAUAGCAAAAGAGCUAAAGUCUAUAGGUUUUUCCAUGUAUUUGGGUCCUGUUCUUGACAUAUUGAAAUACCGGGUAGCCACGUUUAUUCAGCAGAUGAUCGGUGUGCGAGCAUAUGGGUACAACGCUCAAUCCGUUGUAGAGAUGGGUAGAGUAGCCGCUAAAGCUUUUAAGGAUGAACAAUUAUUCAACUGUGGAAAACAUUUUCCAGGAUAUGGGUCAGCCACCAUUAAUUCAAACUUUGAGCUUCCCAUGAUAUUAGAAUCAACAGAGCAGUUGUUUGAAUCCAGUCUUAUUCCUUAUAUGGAACUAAUUAAAGAAGAUUUAUUAGAUAGCAUUUUGGUUGGGGGGUGUGCUGUUCCGGGGGUUAAUAAUAAUGAUUUACAUGCAUGCUUGAGUCCCACAAUUGUCACUAAUAUACUCAGGGACCAGCUAAAUUUUAAGGGCGUUGUGGUUAGUGAAUGCUUGCUACUUGAAGCACUAGACAGAAAUUUUGGGGUUGUACAAGGAUGCAUUAGUGCCUUUUCAGUUGGAUGUGAUUUGAUAAUGCUUUGUAGUAAUUAUAGAAUUCAGAGGGAGGCAAUAGUUGCUCUAAAGUCAGUGAUUGAAGAUUGCUCCAUUGAUCAAAAAAUUGUGGAAAAUUCUUUAGACAGAAUUCACCAUUUACAUAAGAAACUGCCAUCUUGGACAGAGGUAUUAGCAGAUCGUUCGAUGUUAUCACCUGAUGUCAUUGCUCACCAUAAAUCACUUUCCAUGAAAGCUUAUGAAAAAUCAAUUACAGUUAUCAGAGAUGCAGGAUUACCGAUAAAUAAAUACUUAAAUGAAAAUGUAGAGAAUGAGAACACGAUACUCAUACUCACACCACUGAUAACCCCUUUAUACGAAACAAUAGAUAAAAGUGGUCACAAAUCUCACAUAAAUAGCAUUGACAAAACAGAGUUUUCCAAGUUAAAUUUGAAUUAUGGGGAGGAUGUAUUUAUUAAAUUUGGUCAGUAUCUAUCUAAGUACAGAUCAGGCUAUAAUAUAUUACAUUCAAGCUAUAAUUCCAACGGGAUUACCUCUUUUCAUGAAGAACUGAUCCUAAAAUCUAAAGUGAUUUUAUUUUUUUGCGCUGAAACUUCUAAUAAUCUUUAUCAAGUUGGUGUGUCAAAGCAUGUAUCAAUGCUAUGCAAUUCUGUACCCAACAGAAGCAAGGUAGUAGAUACUACUAAUUCUAAAAAGAUGAUUAUAAUCAGCGUGGCUUCCCCAACGGACUUUUUAUAUGAUAUUAAUCUUGGAGGAUCACCUACAGGCUAUGUUUGCACUUAUGAUUACACAUUUGACGCCUUAUAUCAUUUGCCAAAAAUAUUAUUUGGUGAAAGGAAGGCUACUGGGAAGAUACCGGGUCUCAUUGUCCAAUCUACAUCCAAAACAGCCAAUGUCGAAAAGAAUAACCAUCGUAAGCACAGUUGGUUGGUUGAAACAUUUAAUUUCAAGAGAGAUUGGAAUAAUUUGGUGACACUUUUGAAGAAUAACAACUAUUUAGCAUAUUCUGAGAAGGAUUCGGUUUUGACCAGCUUGAAGCUUUUGAUGUAUGAUACGGAGAAUCAUUGUUGUUUUGUUGUCAGGAAUACCAGUCUAAAUAUUAUACUGGGAUUUUCCAGUGCAUGGGUUUAUCCAAAUCAUACUAAGAAUACCAUUGGUGGUAAGACCAAUAUUGGCAACUUUAUGUUCCUUUUGGUCGAUAGAAACAAGAGAGAUAUUUCAAUUGGUAAUUAUUUGUAUACAAAAACUGUGAAGUAUUUGUUUGAAGACAGAGAUUGCUUCAAAGUAUAUUUGGGACGUAACUUCCCAAAAUUUACAACUAUAAAUGAUUUGCUGCUAAAUCCUACAGAGGGAAACAAUAGAACUUUGGAAUUUUUUAAAUCGUAUGGAUGUGAUCUCAGUGACGAAGCAUCAGUAUCAGCAAUAUCUUCUCAUUUAGGAAGAGCACACACAGGAGCCGGGAAGUCUAAGUUACAAAAUCUUCAAGGAUCAUGCAAUUUGGGCUUUGGAAUAAACCAGAGCAUAGAGGUAAUAACUGAUGAAAAUAUUUUAGACAAGUCUACUGGAGUGCAAAAUGGUCCAAAAUCUCAACUUGAUGUUAACAUUUUAAAGAAGAAAGUCAAAUGUCUAAUGAAGCUCGACAAUAUUUUGAGCUGGAAAGUUUCAGAAAAUUUGGUUCGUCAACUACAAGUUGUGGGGAUAAUGUUUGAUAUUUGUAGGAACCCUGCAGAUAUUCUAUCUUCCCAAAAUAGCACUUCUAAUGAUAUAGAACGUCAAUUAGAUUUAAGUAGCCAUGAAAUAUACUCGGAACUAUUGAAGGACUUUAAUUCGUGUGGUAAAGAUAAGCAAUAUUUUGAUGGAUCCAGUAACCUACAGAUCAUUGUGGCUAUUGAGCCAUUGAGAAAGAGCAUAGUUGGCAGUUUGGUAGUUUUCAAUGAUAAAUCAAAAUUCUCAAAAUUCUAUCCUUCUCUUCAAUUUUCUACUGAGUUACAACUGUCCCAACUCCAGAGGUACGCAUGUAUUGCAGGUCUAUUUGUCGAUCCAUCGUAUACGGCUCUCUCUGAAGUUUUCGAAUUGGGGUUGAUAUGCACUGCUCUGAUGUUUGUGAAAGGUCAACACAAGGAUUGUCCCAGAGUUUUUAUUACAGAUGUCAAUGAAAACCAAGUGAAAAGUCUCAACGAUAACGGAUUUGACAUUGUGGAUAGAUACUAUAAUUACUAUGGCGUGAUUAUUGAGGAUUAG